Xiphophorus maculatus (southern platyfish) is the source of this 2145-nucleotide messenger RNA. It is a transcript of the gene trmt2b, whose product is annotated as tRNA methyltransferase 2 homolog B. The transcript has 2 exons. Gene Ontology annotation, biological process: RNA processing. NCBI's taxonomy places the organism in Eukaryota, Metazoa, Chordata, Actinopteri, Cyprinodontiformes, Poeciliidae. The record is from RefSeq and is a predicted model, not a curated record. The coding region runs from base 350 to 1825 and encodes 491 amino acids. Gene Ontology annotation, molecular function: tRNA (uracil(54)-C5)-methyltransferase activity, S-adenosyl methionine-dependent.
AGGCAUAUGCGAAUUUUAAAGGAAAAAAUACAGUUGAAAUUCAAAUAUACAUUGGGCUAUUUAUAUUUAUUUCUAAAGAAUUGUUGAUCAUAAAUUAGUGUUGAAGUCUCUUUAAUUUAACAACGUAAGACUAUUUUACCAGGAAUAACGCGCGCGCUGUUUUCCUUUUUUUGCUCAUCGUUCACACUCCAGUCCAGUAGGUGGCGUUAAAAGCGCAAAAAGGUGACUUUCAAACAAGAAGUUAGUGUGGAUCUGAAGCAUGUUUUCCAAGCUCCUGAGACUCUGAUGCAGUUCUUAUUGUGGGUGUUGUAUUUUCAAUGUUUCAUAGUCUCGCACUUUUCUCGGAAACAUGUCUUUAACCGCGAAAUGCUGCAGGUCAGUCAUGGCUUUCAGACCAAAUAUAUUUUAUCCGAGGAGAUCCUGCGUGCUGUUUUCAACUAGCGUUAGUCCGGCUGACGAAGGGACAGCGGGGUCGGGGUCACAGAAACGACGGCGAAGACGGCAGAAGAAAGCGGCCUGGACCGACGACCUGUCCUGGGAGGAGAGGCUGGCCGAUGCGGUCACUCCUCUCUGGAGGCUGAGCUAUGAGGAGCAGCUGGAGCUCAAGCAGAGCAAUCAUCGGAGGAUCCUGUCUGAACUCUCAGGAUCUCUUUCACCUGAUCUCAGGUCAGCUUUACCAGCACCUGCCUCAGCUAAACUCAACUUCCCUGUCCUGCCUGUUCUGCCCUCCCCAGUCAGGGAUGGCUACCGCAACAAAUCCACGUUUUCAGUCAACAGAGGAGUGGAUGGGAAUCCAAAAACAGUUGGAUUUUACCUAGGGACGGCCAGUCGGGGAAACAUUGUCUGUGUGAACGGAGAUCACCUGCUCAACAUGCCGGAGAAGCACACACUAGUAGCCAGAUGUUACCAGGACUUCAUCCGCCAAUCCUCUCUGGAGCCCUGCCUGCUGUUCCACACCGGGGGUCACUGGAGAGAGGUCACGGUGAGGACCAAUGCGCAGGGACACACCAUGGCUAUAGUGUAUUUCCACCCACAGAUGAUGACCGCAGAGGAAGUGGCUGUUCAUAAGGCUGAGCUGGUGGAGUAUUUCUCAAGGGGUCCUGGGUCAGCCUGUCAGCUAGACUCCCUGUUCUUCCAGGAAAGCACCAUGACUCGCUGCACGCAUGAGGAAUCCCCGUACCAGCUACUGCACGGUCAGCCAUAUUUGUAUGAGGAGGUCCUGGGCUUCAAGUUCCGCAUAUCUGCCGAUGCUUUCUUCCAGGUGAACCAGGCAGCUGCUCAGGUGCUGUAUAACACGGUCAGAGACCUGUGUGUCCCAGGAGGAGCACAGUCAAAAACAGGAAGUACUCUGCUCGACGUGUGCUGCGGCACAGGCGCCAUCGGCAUUAUCUCUUCUCCCAGAGUGGACAGGGUUAUCGGUGUUGAGAUCAUAGAGCAGGCAGUGAGAGAUGCCGCACACAACGCCGCUCUCAAUAACGUAGAAAACUGUGAGUUUCUCCCUGGUAAAGCGGAGGUGGUGCUCCCUGCUCUCAUGUCUCAGUUGAGCUCUGCACCCGGAGUCCUUACCGCUGUGGUGAAUCCGUCUCGAGCUGGCCUCCAUCCCAAAGUAGUCAGAGCGCUGAGAAACCAAGACGCUAUCCGCAGACUGGUCUAUGUGUCCUGUAAGCCAGACGGAGAGGCGAUGAGGAACUUCAAGGAGCUUUGCUGUGCUCCUAAUCAAGAAAAGAAGCUCACAGGAGACGCUUUUUCUCCCACUCUGGCUGUCCCUGUGGACAUGUUCCCACAUACUCCUCAUUGUGAACUGGUGCUUCUGUUUGAGAGGUAGCGCGUGUCAUUUUUUCGUACUUCCUUUCUUAACUAGCCUGACUGGAUUAAUGGUGGAUUAUGGCAGAUGAAUUUAUUGUUACAUUAUUUUAAUAUGUAUGUUUUCAGAACUCUGUGGUGUUAUAAAGACGCUUUAAAUUAUGUUUUUAAAUGAACAUGUUGCUUAUUGAGCAAACAUUAUCAUGUUUGCUCAAUGUUUGUUCAUUGAUUUGGUUUUAUUGCACAUGUAAGCAAAGACAAGUACGGCGGAUUUCCUUCUUUUUAUUUCCAGCCCGAGCUUCAAAACUGGCAGAUAUCAAAUAAAAAUGAAUAUAUUGUUUA